GAGGUGGGGGUAAACACGUCCAGACGGCUCGGAUGAUCACAGCUUGCGCUGGUCCGUGUAUUCGGAACUGAAGUUCAUCAUUUUUACGGCAUAUUAACAGACUCGUGCACAGUGCACAUUGAGUGAACGGCACCGGGCGGCGGAUCUCUCAUCCUCUUUCUCUUCAGCAGGCUGAUAAGGAGACACAGAUGGACAACAGGAACUCGUCUGAUGAUAAGCCCGUUCAACGCUCUAAGUCUUUCAGUUUCAAGACACAGAGCGAAACGUGCGCAUCAUGUGAAAAGACCGUGUACCCAAUGGAGAAACUGGUGGCCAACAACCUCAUUUUUCACAACACGUGCUUUUGCUGCAAGCACUGCAACACCAAACUCAGUCUGGGAUCCUACGCUGCCUUGCAGGGGGAGUUCUACUGCAAGCCGCAUUUCCAGCAGCUCUUCAAGAGUAAAGGAAACUAUGACGAGGGCUUCGGCCGCAAGCAGCACAAGGAGCUCUGGUCCUCCUCCAAGGAUGCUGAGAGCAUCACCAAGACGUCAUAAUCUUCAGUGAUUUCCAAAGCUCAACUGUCCCCUUCUCCUAACCAAUGAUUACGGCCCUUUAUAUACUCUGCCCACGUACACGCUUACACUUAUUUUGAGCACACGGUUGAGUCGGCACUCUUCAUGAUAUCACAAUCGCAGACGCCAACAUUGAUACUGUAGUUUAUAAACUUAUUUUAUUUUUUGUUUAGUUUCUUCCCUACUUAAAAAUCCAGCUAAGACCAGCAUAAGCUGGUGAGCUGGUUUUAACUGGUCAUCUAGCUUUGUUUUAGCUGGUUUUGCUGGUGUAGCAAGCUGGUCACUUUUUAAGCUGGUCUAGCUGGAAGACCAGCUGGCCCACCAGCAUGACCAGCUUUGUCAGGCUGAGAGGAACCGGCUUAAACCAGCUAGUUCCACCUUAAACCAGCUACUAGCUUAUGCUGGUCAGCUGGAUUUUUCAGUAGGGUUCUCAUUUUAAUUAGCCUUAGCUAGUAUCAUAUUAUGUUAAUUUUUUUUUGUAUUUCUUUUAUACCUGAUACUGUGGAGGUAAUCCACUGUGAACGGUUAGUUGAUUGUGACCAACUCUUUUUAAAUCUCCAAUAGCAUUAUUCUUGAUUUUGGCAGUACUAGUAUUGGUUUGUUUGUUUUGUUGUAAGAUUGGUUCUGAGAUGAAAUGCUUGCGUGGUUUAGAUUUUACACUCAGGUAACAAUUCUAGGGUGUUGCAUCAAAGUGAUUCUAAAAUUUUGAUUGUAAAAGUGUUUUUAUGAUUUUGUUAUUUUCCUUUUACUUGUGUUACAGCAAUCAAUACUGAUUUCAGACUAUAUGGCCUAACAGCUUUCAUUUCCGUCUUUAUUUUGCUUUGUUGGCGCAGGGUAUUUUAUCUGUAAAUCUACAGGGUACAGUGUACUGUAAUAACUCUCUUGAGUUUGUUUCAUCCCAUUCCCACUUUUUUGCCCUUUUCUUUUUAGAUAUAUUUAAAAAAUCAUGGGGUUCAUUAUGAAAUGUAAUUUCGUAAGACACAACAUUUCCUUGUGAAAUUUGAGCCAUUGUUAUGCCCAUAUUCCAGUAAAUGGUCAUUACUUUUGGUUCUUCUGUUACUAAAUGCUGAAACGGCAGCAGUCUUUUAUAUUUCUUUUCUGACGCCCUCUAGUGGUUUUGUAUGAUAUUCCUUGUUGGACCCAACAUCAUUAUGGUCUCUUAGCUUUAGUUUCUUGAUGCCAUCUAGUGAUUUUAUAUGUCUGUACAUCUGCUUAUUUUACUCGUUUAGUUUGAGGAAUGACCGCAGAUAAUUUCUGCCGACUGCACAUUAUAAGGUUUUUUGUUCUGUGUGAUUUCUUGCACAGGCAUUUGUACAUUGGUACCACUAAGCAGAGUGAAUGUACUUCGAUGCACUGUACUGUACUUAUAUCUGCAGCAUGGGACCAAGCUUGUACGACAAAUUAAGAUAUUUACAGGGAACUAGGUCUCAGAGGAAAUGACAUUUUUAAGAUGCUUCACGCCAUUGCCUUUCCCCCCUUUCCACCCCUUCCUCUCAUAUAUAUCAUGGUUUUGGCUUUUUCCUGCGGGCAUCUCUGUGACAGGGUUUCGUGGGGACUUUGCGAGUACAUACUUAACAGUGUGGCUCCUAAGCAUUGCUCAGGAAUAUAGAUGGAUCACAAUGAUCCAACUGUGUAAUCCUCAGUGUUUGUUGCUAAAAGCUGUUGGUCACUUGAACUUUUACGUUCAGAUAUUUUUCGCACUCUAAAAUAGGCAAAUUGUAAGUGCUCAUCUGUGAAAGCUGGAGAACAGGAAGGGGGUUACUGUAAAUGUAAAUUUAAAUGAACACUUCCACAUGAGCGGUUUUAUGUGCACAUUUAUAUGUCAGCGUGAAACUGUGACUUUGCAUCUCGUGAUUUGUCACUGUGAUCAUUUUAUGUGACUUUAUAACCUGUGACCUUUAGUGGUUCGUGUAAAAAGAGCAUUGAUGUGAUGUUUCUUUUAAAGAUGCCUCUGUGUUUCAAUUCUGUUGUGUUUUGUAGUAAGCCAAUGGUAAAGACAGGUAUUCUGAUAUGUUAAAUGCCAUAAGGAAGUGGUCUGUUGAUAAUUUUUUUACUAGUUUAGGUUUUCUGAUAAUGGGUUGUGAAUUUGUAGUAUCCUGUCUGCCUUCAAGUGCAAUGGCCUUUUGUUUGUAUGUUUAAGGAGAUGCUAUAUUAGCCAUUGAGAAUCAUCCAAAUGUUUUCAUCAAAUUCAAUGCUACAAAAGUCCCUCUGUAUAUAUAUAUUUAGGAUUACUGUGAAAUUGAUAUGCAUUGUGACAUUUAGAGGAAUUAUCAGCAGGUCUUGAACAGGAAUAAUAUUUUCGUAUUAAGCCUUAAUUUUAGUUUUAAACGCUUCGUGAGAACAUAUUUGUUGUUGUUCUUUUGGCUUCCUAUUAAUAUUUUCUCUAGUUUUAAAUUCUGCAGGUAUUGAAAGUCCUCUUAACACGCUAAAGGAUGCUAGUUUUUAAUGAUUUGGCCAUAUUUUCUUCUCUUUUAUUCUAUAAAACAAACUUUUCAAUGGACGCACAUCACUGUGUUUUACAUCAAUUUUAAAUGUAUUUGCACAAAAGUGUGCCAAGGUACAGAUUACGCAAUUCCCAUGCACACACUUGGAGUCUUUUAUAAACUACCAGAACAAAAAAAGUAUAAAAGGUACGUUUCACUUUGCUGUUUUCUGAUGGAUUUGUAGUUCUUGAAAUGUGUGAGUGUGUCUUUUUAAGCGUAUGGAUAUGUAGGAUUGCAAAAGAUUAAUUUUCAAAUGCAGUUUACAUUGUCCUCAUGCGUUGACUGAGUAGAGAUCAAUGCAUGCAAAGUGUAUUACUCCAAAACUUCAUCAGCAGAACAGGUGGCCUUAAAGCAGAAGGAGGUCUUGGCUCUUUUAUCCUCAUCAGGUUUUAUUUUUGUCUUUGUACUUUUAUCGUCCCUCCAAUUCAACUGCUGUUCUGCCCCUCCUCCCCAUUUUAUUCAGUUGCACAAAUUUUCAUUUUUGUACAUGCUUUUUUGAGAAAAUAAAUAAAUAAAUGGUAUGCUGGUGUUUCA
This is a messenger RNA of Misgurnus anguillicaudatus (oriental weatherfish), 3571 nucleotides long. It is a transcript of the gene limd2, whose product is annotated as LIM domain containing 2. The record is from RefSeq and is a predicted model, not a curated record. NCBI's taxonomy places the organism in Eukaryota, Metazoa, Chordata, Actinopteri, Cypriniformes, Cobitidae.